Messenger RNA from Penaeus indicus, 1990 nucleotides. RefSeq lists its product as uncharacterized. NCBI's taxonomy places the organism in Eukaryota, Metazoa, Arthropoda, Malacostraca, Decapoda, Penaeidae. The record is from RefSeq and is a predicted model, not a curated record. The transcript has 6 exons. Bases 117 to 1283 code for a protein of 388 amino acids.
AUACAAAUUCUUGACUUCACGUGAUAUUCCUUCACUUCAGUUCCUUUUAUUUUCUUUCACUUCCUUUUAUUUUACUUUCUCUUGCAGCCGAGAAGGAGGCCGAGUGGAUUCCAGCAAUGGCGAAGUAUUUAAGCAGAACUAAGGGUAUCAAUAUUGCAUUGGACAUAGUAGAAGAAGCCUUAAUUUCUUUGCAAGAGAAAGCAAAGCAACAGCCUAUACCUGUAAGAUCAAGCACGGAUUCUCAUUGCAUUAGAAACAGUCCACAACCAUCGACUUCAGAUGCACACCAUGAAACUUCCAAGAAAGUGAAAACAACUGGUGUGCUGAUUAAACGGCAACCACGAAGCAGGUCAAGGAGUCUGAGAACUGGGAGCCACCAUCCUAGCAGUAAGAGAAAGGUCAAAACAAAGAAAAAGCAAAACAUAUCGGUUCCCAAGGCAGAUAAUCUAAAUGAAAAUCUGUCAAGUAGCAGUGAUGACACCCCAAGAAGAUCAAGGCCGCAGCAACCACGUUCCUGUCAAGGGCCUCCAAGACCUAGAAGCAAGAGAAGCAAUGAGAAUAAUACCCAGAGUCUGCCAUGCGAGUCAACUCAUCGCAGCAUCACUGAUAACUCGACCCAUAAUCCUGGGCCUAGAUACAGGUCGCCUAAGAGACAAGGCAGCAGAGCAAGUAGUCACAUGGUGGGAGAGACCUCUGAGGAUGAGGUUUUGCCAGGCAGGAGGUACAAGUCCACUAGGAGAUCCAACUCGAGGGGAUCUCACAGCAAGCACCAUCUGAGAGAAAGGGGCUCCCCUGAAGAAGAGAGUGAUUCAGUAACCUCACACAAAGAGCCAAGGAGGACACACAACAGAGAGAUCCUUACUUUAAGUUCUCGAGGGAAUUCAACCCUACAAGGCACCAAGACAAAGAAUCCAACAGCCAGAUCACUCCCAACAGGCAAAGGAGCUGAUAAACCCAGUCAUCGUUAUGCUGCACCAACUCUCACAUCAAGACUGAGGACGGAAUUGUCAGAGCGUCGAGAGGCCGAAGAAAAGGAGAACUUGACUCCCUUCAUUCCUUCUGGGUCAAAGAAUAAAAGUUUUCACUUGGGCGUGAUCAUCCAAAAAGAGCUAGGACGACUGAAAAAUAUUCCACCAAAGGAAUUAGAGAAUGCAAUGACAACUCAGCAGUGCAAACCUAGUAACAGGAGCAGUACUUCUGGAAUGACAGAGGAGGCUGUUAAAUUGGCAAUGCGGAAUAUUGAAAAGGAAAUUACAGCUGUUGCAAAGCAGAUCUCCAAGUGAUAAUCAACUGCUUGUCUUUCAUUUAUGGUUACAGACUGUGAUAAAGUGGGAACAAUUUUUGAAUGAGGGCUGUGUGAGACGCAUUUAUAAUGGCAUGAUGACUUACAUUUCAUUAGUCUUUCAGCAGCAUUCAUCAAAUUUAAAAAGGAAUUUGUUAAGAAAUUGCUUUCAGAGAAUACUGAUAUAAUACUAUUGAAUAAUACAAUUGUUACUUAUUAGUAGUAGAUUCUCUGCUGUGAUAUUAUGUGUAGUACCUGUUCUUGAAUUUAGUUUGAUAUAUUAAUGAUGAUUAAUAAAGAUUUUUGUCAUAUUUUGAUACACUUUGGGCAACCCAUUAAUUAACAAGGGGGCGAAGUCAGAGAAGGACAGGUGUGAAUUCACCGCUCUGCACCGGGACAGUUGUCUAACUCAAGGCAGUGUGUGCAUGAUCUCAUCCCAGCUGUUGUAAAAUAAGCCAAUGACAUGACAAGGCAUCAUCCAGCACGUGUGAUUAUUCACAUUACAUGAUAGCAUGCCAUCCAUUGUUUGUUUGUUUGUUUGCCCCCCCCCCCCAAUCUUAUUCAAACAUUUAGACUCCAGGUACUCUUUAUACAUUAUGCCUGAAAAUGAUUUGCAGUUUUUAAAAAAAUUCUUAAAGCAUUGCUUCUAGAAAUACACUUGCAUGUGUAUGUUUACAUGUGAUAAGUAGGUGGGAAUUACUCCAUAUU